GCACUUCCGCUUUCCGUCGGUUUUGUCCCUCUAAUGUUGCUGUCUUCACACUACUGUAGCAGGUGAUGUACACGGAUAUGCUGUUUGUGAUACGGAAACUUUUCAUGUGUUCGGUUAACCGAUUCCGUAAACCAAACCAAACGUAAUGGACAUGUUGGCACCUAUGCGUCUCUACACUCUCACUAGGAGGCAUUUUGUUCUGGUGUUCGGUGUUUUCCUCAUCUGCUUUGUGCUCACUGUCUUUGUGGGUGUAGCAGGGCCAAAAGUCAUUGCAGAGAAUUCAUACAAUGUCUUAAGCACUGGAGUCAAUGGAUCUAAGACUGGACCCUUUCAGAUAAAAUCUCCACCACUAUCCAAUUACAACCAGCAACUGUGGCUCAUGUGUGUCAUACAGAUUACACAAAACAAUGAAGAAGAUUUCCGGAAAAAUAUUGAGAUGAAUGUGGAAUUAAAAGGUGUGCUGCAGGAUGCCAGCAUUAUGAACAUCAGUGACAAUGUGCACCGGAAAUCACGCUUUCUCCACUGUGCACAACCCCACCAGUUGUGUGAUGAGAUCAUUGUUGCGCACCUGGGCUACCUGAACUACACACGGUAUCAAAUCAAUGUUAGCCUUAAAGGCCUGGAGGGCAUGUCCCAAAACAUCCAAAAUGUCACGUUUGUGAUUAAGACAUACAACCCCAAAUUCUCCCAGAUGGAGAUCUGGUUCCGGUUCGUGUUUGUUGUUUUGACCUUCAUAGUGACGUGUGUUUUUGCCCACUCCCUGAGGAAAUUCUCCAUGAGGGAUUGGGGGAUAGAGCAGAAGUGGAUGUCUAUUCUUUUGCCUUUACUUUUGCUGUACAAUGAUCCGUUCUUCCCAUUGUCAUUUCUGACAAAUAGCUGGAUUCCUGGAACAUUGGACACUUUCUUCCAGGCACUAUUCCUGUGUGCUCUUCUGCUGUUUUGGCUCUGUGUAUACCAUGGCAUCAGAGUUCAGGGAGAGAGAAAGUUUGCAACUUUCUACUUGCCCAAACUGGUGAUUGUGGGAAUGCUGUGGAUAUCUGCUGUCAUUCUGGGCAUAUGGCAACUGUUAAAUGAGCUGCAGGAUCCCACAUAUCGAUAUAAUAUGGACAUGCAGCACUUUCAGGGACUGAAAGUAUUCUUCCUCUUGGUGGCAGUUCUGUAUGGUCUUUACCUGGUGUUUUUGCUUGUGAGAGCAUGGUCGGAGCUGAAGAAUAUGCCUUAUGCCGAUUUACGAUUGAAGUUUUUAACAGCUCUGACAUUUCUGAUCUUGGUGAUUAGUAUGGUCAUUCUUUACAUGCGAUUUGGAUCAAAAGCUCUACAAGACAACUUUGUAGCAGAAUUAUCCACCCAUUAUCAGAAUUCAGCUGAAUUUUUAUCCUUUUAUGGACUUCUCAAUUUUUACCUCUACACAUUAGCUUUUAUUUACUCACCCUCUAGAAAUACCUUGUAUGAUUCCCAGAUGAAAGAUAAUCCUGCUUUUUCUAUGCUAAAUGACUCCGAUGAUGAAGUGAUUUAUGGGAGUGACUAUGAAGUAAUGCCUCUUCAAAAUGGCCGUGCAAUUAAAACCACCUCCAAGUACCAAGAUGAGAGUGACAGUGACUAACCUAAUUCAGCAAUCAUGAUUUGUUGUUUCCAGCAUUUUGAGACAUAGAAUGAGUAUGUACAGCACUAUGAUGAUGAUGCUGUGUGUGUGUGUGUGCGUGUGUGUGAGUAUGUGUGUGUGAGCGUGUGUGAGAGUAUGUGUGUGAGUAUGCGUGUGUAAAUAUGUGUGUGAGUAUGUGUGCGUGUGUGUGAGCGUGUGCGUGAGUGAGCGUGUGUGUGUGAGCGUGUGUGUGUGCGAGUAUGUGUGCGUGUGUGAGCGUGUGUGUGUGAGCGUGUGUGAGCGUGUGUGUGUGAGCGUGUGUGUGUGAGCGUGUGCGUGAGUGAGCGUGUGCGUGAGUGAGCGUGUGUGUGAGCGUGUGUGUGCGUGUGUGUGUGAGCGUGUGUGUGUGAGCGUGUGUGUGUGAGCGUGUGUGUGUGAGCGUGUGUGUGUGAGUAUGUGUGUGUGAGAGCGUGUGAGCAUGUGUGUGUGCGAGUAUGUGUGUGUGAGCGUGCGUGAGCGUGUGUGUGUUCGCGAGCGUGUGUGUGUGAGCGUGUGCGUGAGUGAGCGUAUGUGUGUGUGUGUGUGAGCGUGUGUGUGUGAGUAUGUGUGUGUGAGCGUGCGUGAGCGUGUGUGUGUGAGCGUGCGUGAGCGUGUGUUUGUGAGCGUGUGCGUGAGUGAGCGUAUGUGUGUGUGUGUGUGAGCGUGUGUGUGUGAGUAUGUGUGUGUGAGCGUGCGUGAGCGUGUGUGUGUGAGCGUGCGUGAGCGUGUGUUUGUGAGCGUGUGCGUGAGUGAGCGUAUGUGUGUGUGUGUGUGAGCGUGUGUGUGUGAGUAUGUGUGUGUGAGCGUGCGUGAGCGUGUGUGUGUGAGCGUGUGCGUGAGUGAGCGUAUGUGUGUGUGUGUGUGAGCGUGUGUGUGUGAGCGUGUGUGUGUGAGCGUGUGCGUGAGUGAGCGUAUGUGUGUGUGUGUGUGAGCGUGUGUGUGUGAGCGUGUGUGUGUGAGUAUGUGUGUGUGAGAGCGUGCGAGUAUGUGUGUGUGAGCGUGUGUGUGUGAGCGUGUGUGUGUUCGCGUGCGUGAGCGUGUGUGUGUGAGCGUGUGCGUGAGUGAGCGUAUGUGUGUGUGUGUGUGUGAGCGUGUGUGUGUGAGCGUGUGUGUGUGAGCGUGUGUGUGUGAGCAUGUGUGUGUGAGCGUGCGUGAGCGUGUGUGUGUGUUCGCGUGCGUGAGCGUGUGUGAGCGUGUGCGUGAGUGAGCGUAUGUGUGUGUGUGUGAGCGUGUGUGAGCGUGUGUGUGUGAGCGUGUGUGUGUGAGCGUGUGUGUGAGUAUGUGUGUGUGAGAGCGUGCGAGUAUGUGUGUGUGAGCGUGCGUGAGCGUGUGUGUGUGUUCGCGUGCGUGAGCGUGUGUGUGUGAGCGUGUGCGUGAGUGAGCGUAUGUGUGUGUGUGUGUGUGUGUGAGCGUGUGUGUGUGAGCGUGUGCGUGAGUGAGCGUAUGUGUGUGUGUGUGUGAGCGUGUGUGUGUGAGCGUGUGUGUGUGAGCGUGUGUGUGUGAGAGCGUGCGAGUAUGUGUGUGUGAGCGUGCGUGAGCGUAUGUGUGUGUGUGUGAGCGUGUGUGUGUGAGUAUGUGUGUGUGUGAGCGUGUGUGUGUGAGCGUGUGUGUGUGAGCGUGUGUGUGUGAGCGUGUGUGUGUGAGUAUGUGUGUGUGAGAGCGUGCGAGUAUGUGUGUGUGAGCGUGCGUGAGCGUGUGUGUGUGUGAGUGCGUGCGUUGAAGUAAAAUUGAGAUGUAUUCCACCCCAGUCAGAACUUGUUAUUGUAAAGCUCUGCAUGGAGGCUUUCUAUAAAAGCAAAUCAAAUUUGCCAUUAGAGUAAUCUUUACCUACUCCUCCCUGUCAACUAACAUUUUCUAGUUACAUUACAAACUGAGAAAAGCUCUUCCUGAAAACACUUUAGCUUUAUUCCUUUUUGGAGGUCAGUUCAUCUUCUAUCGAACUAUGACAUUUUGACAGGGGUGUCUAAAUCUUUGCAUCCCACUUUACAUAAGGUAACCAUAAGGUAUUUAAUGUGCCAUCACUUUAGCACAAUGCAUUUUGUGUGAAAUGUGUAAAAUGUCAUGUAAAAAAGGACACACUAUUAAACUUGUCUUUUUU
Astyanax mexicanus (Mexican tetra) is the source of this 3719-nucleotide messenger RNA. It is a transcript of the gene tmem181, whose product is annotated as transmembrane protein 181. The coding region runs from base 146 to 1603 and encodes 485 amino acids. Gene Ontology annotation, molecular function: toxic substance binding. The record is from RefSeq and is a predicted model, not a curated record. The transcript is spliced from 17 exons. NCBI's taxonomy places the organism in Eukaryota, Metazoa, Chordata, Actinopteri, Characiformes, Acestrorhamphidae.